Messenger RNA from Pediculus humanus corporis (human body louse), 1086 nucleotides. RefSeq names its product peptidyl-glycine alpha-amidating monooxygenase, putative. Gene Ontology annotation, biological process: peptide metabolic process. The transcript is spliced from 6 exons. Gene Ontology annotation, cellular component: extracellular region; membrane. Lineage: Eukaryota; Metazoa; Arthropoda; Insecta; Psocodea; Pediculidae. Gene Ontology annotation, molecular function: protein binding; catalytic activity. The record is from RefSeq and is a predicted model, not a curated record. Bases 1 to 1086 code for a protein of 361 amino acids.
AUGGCAAGAUUGUACCUUUUUCUCUUUGUUGUAAACGUUUUAAACAUUUUUAACUGUGUUUUUUGUCAAAAUGUCGACAUUAAAAAUUUAUUUUAUUCAAACGUAGACGAUUUAUUCAACGUACAAAACGAUCGUAGGAUUCCGGUGCAUCCAGUUGAAGUCCAAGGAUGGCCGAAAAAAUCACUUAAUCUGGGUCAAGUUGUUGGAGUUGCCGUUAACUUGAAUCAUCAACCGGUCAUUUUCCAUCGAGGGCCAAGAGUAUGGGACGAAACGUCCUUCAAUGAAUCACAUCAAUUUCAAUAUGUUAAUCAGGGUCCGAUUUCUGUUGACACGAUUUUAACGUUGGAUUCUGACACGGGCGAAGUCAUUAACAGCUGGGGUAGUAAUUUCUUUUACAUGCCGCACGGUCUUACGAUAGAUAAUUACGGAUAUUAUUACAUGACCGAUGUUGCUCUUCAUCAGGCGUUCAAAUUCAAACCCGAAUCGAAAACACCGUCUUUGGUUUUCGGACAGAGAUUCGAACCCGGUUCUGGUCUUCAUCAUUUGUGCAAGCCAACAGACGUUGCUGUCGCUACGACCGGAGAAAUAUUCAUCGCCGACGGAUACUGUAAUUUCAGGAUACUAAAAUACGAUUCGAACGGGAAUUUGCUCAACGUCAUACCGCAAAACGAAGAACUUUUACCGUUGAAAGUUCCACACAGCAUCACUCUUCUCCAGGAUUUGGAUCUUUUAUGCAUAGCCGAUCGAGAAAACAUGAGAGUCGUUUGUCCCGAAGCGGGUUUCAGAGAUUUCCCGAUCGGAACGAAUCCCGCGGUAACAGUUCAAGAACCGGGAAUGGGAAGAAUAUUCGCGGUUACGUCGUACGGCAAUAAAAUAUUUGCGGUCAACGGUCCGUCUUUACCGAUGGUACAAAUAAGAGGAUUGACUAUCGAUCCCAUCGACGAAAUCAUUACAGACCAAUGGACGACGUCGACGGGAUUCGAAAACCCACACGACGUGGAAAUUUGUCACAACACGAGUUCCCUUUAUGUCACCGAAACCGGACCGAACCGAAUUUGGAAAUUCAGGCUGGUGCAACUAUACUAA